ACCACAGUAAAUCAGCAGACUUAAUUCAAAAUAAAUGUCUUUGAAAUUUGUCAUAAAAAAAAACAUGCUUUUUGUAACUUAAUUAGCUAGAGGUGUUUUUUUUAAACUAAACCCUAACUUUUUGUCGAUCGUGACAUUGUGGGUCAAAAGGUUAUUCAACUAUUUUUGUGAUUUGUCUCUCUGAGGAUUAGAGGAGUUGAACAUGAGCACGAAGAACGUGGCUCGUUUCUGGGAAUGGGGACGGAAGAUCAUCUGUGUUGGACGCAAUUACGCAGAACACGCCAAAGAGCUGAAGAACGAACUGCCUACGGAACCUGUGCUGUUCCUGAAGCCGCCCACGGCCUAUGUGAAGGAAGGCUCUCCGAUCCUGGUGCCUCGUUACUCGAAUAAACUGCACCAUGAAGUGGAGCUGGGUGUGGUGGUGGGUAAAGCGGGCACAGAGAUCCCUCACAGCUCCGCCAUGGAGCAUGUCGCCGGAUACGCGCUGUGCCUGGACAUGACCGCGCGGGACGUUCAGGAGCAGUGCAAAGUCAAAGGGCUGCCCUGGACUCUCGCCAAAGCGUUCGACACGUCCUGCCCGAUCAGCGACUUUAUCCCCAAAGAGCGGAUCCCGGAUCCGUCAGCUGUCGAGCUGUGGCUCAAAGUGAACAGCGUCACUCGGCAGACUGGCAGCACGGCGCAGAUGAUCUUCUCCGUGCCCUACCUGAUCAGCUACAUCAGCGGGAUCAUGGCGUUAGAGGAAGGGGAUCUCAUCCUGACCGGGACGCCCAAAGGAGUCGGGCCUGUGCGCGAGCACGACGAGCUUCAGGCCGGUAUCGAGGGUAUCAUCAGCAUGACGUUUAAAGUCAGCAGACGGGCUUCAGUACACAACUGACAUGAUCGUUGUGCAAAUUUACGUAACCGUACACGAAAUGAUUGCUCGCACCUGAUCACCACAACCACGUGACAACCUAACGUAUGCACCCGCCGCCAUGUUGGAUGAUCUACAAAUCCAGAAUGCAAGGACAUGUACAGAACUAUUAUAUUUUAUUAACCAGUCCCCCAGGAUUCCGCGGGCCUUUUUUGUUAUUAUUGCGGGUUAAAAUGUCUGAUGUUGCGGGGGGGGGGGGGGUUUCCAAAAAAUUGCGAUGAAAGUUGCGGUGUUUUUUAGGUUUUUGUUGCGAUUACAUUGCGGCAGGAAGUGAAAGUUGCGAGAAAUUGUUGCGAUUUUCUCUUUUUGUGAUUAAAAUUGAGUGAUAUGGUAAA
This is a messenger RNA of Neoarius graeffei (lesser salmon catfish), 1245 nucleotides long. It is a transcript of the gene fahd1, whose product is annotated as fumarylacetoacetate hydrolase domain containing 1. The transcript has a single exon. NCBI's taxonomy places the organism in Eukaryota, Metazoa, Chordata, Actinopteri, Siluriformes, Ariidae. The record is from RefSeq and is a predicted model, not a curated record. Bases 203 to 874 code for a protein of 223 amino acids. Gene Ontology annotation, cellular component: mitochondrion. Gene Ontology annotation, molecular function: acetylpyruvate hydrolase activity.